Messenger RNA from Rubroshorea leprosula, 4259 nucleotides. The record is from the annotation of a GenBank genome assembly. Lineage: Eukaryota; Viridiplantae; Streptophyta; Magnoliopsida; Malvales; Dipterocarpaceae.
AAUCGAGUGGAUCUGCUCCUUGGCCUAAGCUGGUUAAUUAUUAGUGUUUACUUUUCUUUAGUUUCUCGUGUUUUCUUACAGGAACUUUCUUAAUGGAUCACUUGGGGCCAAUCAUCGAUCGCCUGGGGCCAAUCAUCGAUCUCUUGGGACCAAUCAUCGAAUUGCUGAAGCCCUUAAUGACUUCAGUAUACGGGCAUCUGGAAUGUCACAUAAAACUUCAGGAAAAUGUGGAAGAAUUGAGUAGGGUGUUGGGAGAUCUAAACGACCUACUGGAAGAUAUAAAUUUAAGAAAACAAAAUGCAGAGGCUUGCCCGAGAAAGGUGGUGAGGAGAGAAGUGAUAAGAUGGCUUGAAAAGGUACAAACCAUCAACAAUGAAGUUCAAGUUCUUGAAGAGAACUUUCAAAAUGUUUCAUACCUCCGUCGUGGGUCUCUUGGAAAACGUGUUGACAAGAAAAUUGAGGAAGUAAAAGAACUUAUGCUUCAACAAGGAAGCUUCCCUGAUGAUAUUGCAAUUGAUCAACCUCCAGGUAGAGGAAUGACAUUGCCAACUGAGGAUGCAAGAGGUCGGACCGAUGUGAAGGAACAAAUCCGGGGAUACUUGAUGGGUGAUGCAGUUGGAAUGAUUGGAGUUUGUGGGCCUGGUGGAAUUGGGAAAACAACUCUUCUGAAGAACAUCCACAACGACUUGUUAAAUGGGCCAAAUUUUGAUAAAGUCAUUUGGGCCCCUGUACCAUAUCCAGUUAGUGUUGUCAAAUUGCAAGAUAACAUUGCAAGCAACAUGGAGCAAAAUUUUCCAGAAAAUGUGACCAAAGACCAGCGUGCAGCUACAUUAUCAGAGGUUUUGAGCAGAGUGAGAUUUGUCUUGAUUUUGGAUGAUGCCUGGGGAAGGUUUUCUUUUGAGGAUGUUGGAAUCCCGAAACCAACACAGCAAAAUGGGUGCAAAGUAGUUAUUACAAGCAGAUCCGUUGAGCUGUGCAAUUAUAUUGGUUGUGAGCAAGUUAUUAGGAUGCAACAACUUUCAGAGAGAGAAUCUUUGAACUUAUUCCUAGAUACGGUGGGAGAUGAUACUCUUAUGAAAAGUCCAAAUUUAGAAGAGACCUUGAAAUUUGUGGUGGCAGAGUGCGCAGGUUUACCUCUAGCUAUCGUUGUAAUAGCUAAGAGCAUGAGGGGAGAAAAUGAUAUUUCUGUGUGGAGAAAUGCUCUGUUUGAAUUACAGAACCGUGUAAAGAGGGUGAAUGAUUGGGAUGAUGAAAUAUUUCAACGGUUGAAAUUUAGUUAUGAUCGUUUGAAUAAUCCAGAACUUCAGGAUUGUUUCCUCCAUUGUUCCCUAUAUCCUAAAGAUGGGAGCAUUGAGAGAUAUAAAUUAAUUGAAGAUUGGAUUGACAAUGGGCUGAUUGAACAGUUGGAGACUAGAAAAGCAAUGCAUGACAGAGCCAAUUUUAAUUUAAAAAAAAUGGCAUUGCAAAUUGCUGGUCCUAAAUUUAUGGCAAAAGCUGGUUUGCGGCUAAGAGAGGCACCAGAAGCAAAUGAAUGGACGGAAAACCUUGAGAAGGUUUGGCUCAGUGCAAAUAGAAUAACAGAUUUUGCUUCUAGUAUGUCUCCAAACUGUCCAAAACUGUCAGGCUUGGACUUGUCGUCGAAUUAUGGUUUGACCCAGAUUCCAGAUUCUUUUUUUGCACGCAUGAUUGGCCUCAAGUACAUGCCUUCGUUAGUAAAGUUAAAGGCAUUGAAGAAGUUGGAUCUAUGUAAGGCAGGGAUUCUGCAGGUCCCAGAAGGCAUGGAAGUGUUGGUGAAUCUUCAACAUCUUGAUCUAGAUUGUCCAAAUCUGGUAGAUCUACCAAUAAAAAUACUCUGUAACCUCACUCAUGUCCAGUUUCUUGCAGUGUCUUUGAAACCUGCUAGUUUUGUAAUAAAAGCAGAAAAGGUGAUCAGGCUGAAGGUGUUGGAGACUUUUAUAGGUCAAUUUGAUGACCUACAAGUCCUUAACAACUUUGUAAAGUCUUUCCAUGAGGAUCAAAAGUUCCCUAGGUACUGGCUGGUGGUGGGAUCAACUGAUGAUACGUAUGACGCUUUUGAGCAUCAGAUGACAGUAGAUGAAUUUCAAAGGGGAGAAGAUUACUAUGAAUUGCACGCAGAGUGCAGCGAUGUGAAAACCUUAAGUGAGACUUCUUUGUUCAAUACAGCUACAGAUUUAAGAUAUUGUGAGAUCGAUAAUUGUGAAGGAUUAGAGUGCAUGCUUGACUUGUUCUCAUGGUCCUCAGUCUGCAGCUCAUUUGAUAAGCUUGAAAUUCUAUGGCUCAAUGAUUUGUGUAACUUGCAAGUACUUGUGAAAGUGGAAGCUCAAGCAGCAUCGGCUCCCUCGACAUCACGGGCACCAAGACCAACACCUUCUUCAAUAUUUUCCAACCUUAAAUUUUUUAAAAUAGGAAGCUGUCCAAGAAUCAAGAAGCUGUUUCCAUUUGAACUGCUGCAAGGUCUCCAAAACUUGGAGGAGAUUGAUGUUGAAGAUUGCCAAAGGGUGGAGGAAAUAAUAGAAGUGGAAGACGAAAAAGAAACUAUCACAACAGUGGCAAACAAUGAAACCAUCAGAUUAGAUCUUCCAAAUUUAAGAAAGUUGAGAUUAAAGGAAUUACCAAAAUUGAAGAGCAUCUGUACUACAAGAGGAGUAAUGGUUUGUGAUUCUCUUCAAAGUAUUGAAAUAUAUGACUGUCCUAUGCUAAAUAGGAUCCCUUUAUAUCUGCCCCUGCUUCCCAACGGUGAGCUCUCUCUGCCUUCUUCACUUCAAGAAAUCUGCAUAGAGUCUGAAGAAUGGUGGGAAUUGCUGUUAUGGGACAAUCCUUCUGCUAAGGAUAUCUUCCUUCCCUUGUUAAAGCCAUCCGUUAAUCCUUCACUUCACAAGGGAUUUGAUGACCUAAAAGACUUCAACAAUUUUGUCAGCUCUUUUCAAGGUCAAAAGCUUACUAGCUAUAAGCUUAGUGUGGAAGCAACUGAUGACGAUGAUAAUGAUUCUUCCGAUUCUGAUUUUGAUUCUGCUUUUGAUUAUGCUUUUGAAUUGGGUGAUGAUGAUUGCUCUAAGAUGCUAAAUUUAAAUGGAAUGGAAAUCAAUGAAGAUUACCCUGUAUUGCCUCCGGAUGACCUUCAGAUUUUGAAGAUUAAAAAGUGCUGCCGCUUGAAAAGCUUAAACGAUGCAUCUGUAUUUAAGGCAUUAUCAGAUUUAAGAUCAAUUAAAAUCAAGCAAUUUGACCAGUUGGAGUGCAUACUUGAGUUGUUCUCACUGUCCUCAGAGUGCAGUCCCUUUGAUAGAUUUUCAAUUUUAACGCUUGUUAAAUUGCCUAACUUGCGUGAACUUGUGAAAGUGAAGGGGCAAGCAGCAUCAGCUCCAUCUACAACGUGUGCACCAACACAGCCUUCUGUCUUUUCCCAUCUUAAGAAGUUGUUUAUAUACAAAUGUCCAAGAAUCAAGAAGCUGUUUCCAUCUGAGUUGUUGAAGGGUCUCCAGAACUUGAAGGGUAUUUAUGUCAUUGGCUGCGCAAAAAUGGAGGAAAUAAUAGAAGUGGAAGAAGAGAAAGAAACUCUCAUGACAGAUGGAGAAAAUGAAACAAUUACUGUCAUUCUUCCCAAAUUGAAGCAAUUGUUGUUGCUGGGCUUAUCAAAUUUGAAGAGCAUCUGUACUGCAAGAGGAGUAAUGUGGUGUGAUUCUCUAGAAGAAAUUGUAAUAGCUGGAUGUCCAAAGGUAAAGAGGAUCCCUCUACAUCUGCCCCUGCUUCCCGAUGGAGUGCUUUGUUCUCCUCCCUCUCUCACAAAAAUCUACAUGAAGUCAAAAGAAUGCUGGGAAUCACUGGUGUGGGACAAUCCUUCCACUAAGGAUAUCCUCCUUCCAUUCCUGGAUCUAGAAGAGGAUUUUACUGACAUUUUAAAGCACUUAACAGACACUUCUGAAACUGAAGAUGAAUAAUCUAGCCUUCACAAGAGUUCUUACAAUGUCAAAACAAAUCUCUCGAGCUGAGCAGGAGGAAAAAGCAAAUGAGAUUCAUCUCAUGUGGUUUGAUUUGUGAUGAUAUUAUUACCUUCAUUUCAUCAGGCAUUAGCCCACUUGAACUUUGAUUAAUGCUUUGUAUAAUCAAUACUCUGUUAUGUUGCAUUUUGCAAUGUCCUUUCAAACAAUUUCAUUUUAUAUGACUGUUUGCUUGGUUUGUAACUCUGUUACAGAUAGCUUAAUUUCUUGUAUUGUAUUGUGUAAUGAAUAAUGACACUGUUC